AAUAAGUAUGUUGACGAAAACAUUUAAACAUAAUCAAAAUAAAACACUUAAUUUAGCAAGGAUUUUACUUUCCUUGUGUGUUGUAAUUAAGUGUAACGUGUUACUGUUUCUUUCUCGUUUAGAUAGUGUUCAUGGCGGCUCAAGAAGAUGAAAUUAAAAGUCUCAUGGAGAAAAAUAAUGAAUUGGUGCAAAAAGUUCAGUAUUGGAAGAUGACAGCGGCUCAGAGGGAAAAUGAGAAGUUGGAGCUAAUGAAAGAGAUCAAUGAGCUGAGACUCAAAGUGAUUCGCCUCAAAAGCGGCGGUGCCGCAGACGCACGCAAGCUGGAUGCUGCACUCCAACAAGCUAGCGAGCAGGCUCUCUCCCACCUUGUGCAGGCCUCAAGUGCCGUCGCACGCACCAUUGAGCUAGCCAAGACUUAUAUGAGAGACCGGGAAGGCGCAGACACAGUGUCUCCAAGAUGGAGUAACAUCAGCAAUUCCACUGAGAAGGUGCACCGGGUGCCUCCCAUGAUGAUGGGCGGACAGUCCAUACAGCCCGUAGUGUCACUUAGCAGGGCCACUCUCAACAUUAACACUUCUAGACAAACAGCUAGGAGUCCAAACUCUAGUCGCAAUGUUACCGUUAGAGCGUUACCAAUGCACAUGCUACAAGAUGUAUACAUUCCGCUGACGAGGAUAGACAUGAGGGACAUUCCAAACCACAACGAGACUGACCAAGAGGCUGCCGAUGACAGCGGGGACAACAUCCCGUUUGACUCAAGCAUGGAGGAGGUUGCCGAGGAACCUCAAAACCUGACCGACGAUGACGAUUACGAAUCAUCGCGAAGAUUAGACAUAGUGACGGAAGACGUCGAACCGGAGAGUGAAGAACAGACACCACCUAGAGCUAGAGUGGAAAAUCCCCUGGAGGGUCCCAGCUGGUUACUGGACGCGCCGCGUGAGCCUGACUCCACUACUGAAGAGGCUCUUAACACACCUACUAAUACUGACAGUCCUGAGGCUCUGCCGGAGCCGGACGGUGUGCCGGCGCGCGUGUUCACGCCCACCGUGCGGCGGCGCCGGCGCACCGCCACGCCGCCGCCCCCGCCGCCGCACACGAGAGACGAGCUCAAUGGUUCGCUCUCCUGCUCCCGCGUCCUACAAGUCCUUGUACCUAAAUUACUAGUGACAGAUCCGACUUCGCCGGCCCACAAGCGACUGAAACCGCGCUUCGACGCGCCCAGCCCUAACGGAGCCACUGACUCUCGAGUCAUCGUGUCGGAAGAAUUAGAAUCUCAAGCCAGAGAAUUAGAGUCAGGCGAGCCUAGCCGCACGCCCACCAAUAAACGCAACGACAGCAGACAGGGGCAAAACCAACAGGAGAGUUACAGGGACCAAGAGGGGCAGGGGCAACAAGAGAGUUACAGGAGAGACAGCGGCGACAGCGAUAGCGGAAGCGGAGCGGACAGGGUCAGCGAGGGCAGGACGCGGCGGAACAGGAAACCGGUCACUUAUAAAGAGAAGCCUUUAAAUCGGAAACUGCGGAGAUGAUAAGAGCCGAAUCAUGUUGUCUGUUGAUAACAGUCAACUGUAGGCGAAAUAUUUAUUGUUUUUAUUACUAUUUACGGUUACAGUUUACAGUGUAACAUUAUCUGUACCAAAAUUUAAUUCUUCCCACCUGUACCAAAAUUUACUUUUCAAGGGUCUGCCUAGUUUAGGACCCGAUAAUUGCGUUACAAUGUAAUUUCUAAAAGGUUAUAUUACAAGCUUUUAUUUAAUUUAAACGUUCGUAUGUAACUAUGUAAGAUGUCUUCAAAAUUGACUGUGUAGCCAGUAUUUAGAAAAUUGUUAAGAUCACAGUUGAUAUUGUUUGUUUUAGGGCCCUAUCACACUGGCGAGUUCGCCGCGAGCGCGCAACUAGUUCGCUAUUCGCUAGUGUGAUAGGGCCCUUAGUUUUAUUUUUAUAGUGAAAGUUAAAUUGGUAUUGUU
Messenger RNA from Cydia splendana, 1967 nucleotides. RefSeq names its product serine/arginine repetitive matrix protein 1-like. The record is from RefSeq and is a predicted model, not a curated record. The transcript is spliced from 13 exons. Gene Ontology annotation, cellular component: nucleus; chromosome, centromeric region. Gene Ontology annotation, biological process: meiotic chromosome segregation. NCBI's taxonomy places the organism in Eukaryota, Metazoa, Arthropoda, Insecta, Lepidoptera, Tortricidae. The coding region runs from base 132 to 1529 and encodes 465 amino acids.